CCUUCGUUUUCUGGUUCCUCUCAAGAGCAUACUGCCCCAUUGAAGUGCCCCAAAUUGGUCAUCUUGGCCAAGGCGGUAAAGGCCGACUUGGACGGUUAAUCUCCGCCUCCCCAUUUAGCACUCACAGCUCUUUACCUAGGGAUUCCAACUGUCAUCUUCAGCAUUCAUAGUUAUCAUUUGUUUAAGUGUUUAACCAUACCUUAGUUAUUACUUCUAUCCUUGAUUCGUUUUUUUUUUUUUUUUUUUCGUUUGGUGGGGGAAAAAUACCAAACCAGUUACCAGACAAUCUUUCACCAUGGAUGAUGUUCUUGCAUCUGUCCAGGAUAUCUUCGAAGGCCAGAUAGACUUCCAUGGCCAGCGCAUGGCUGAAAUAUUGUCUACGGCUCUUUUAAUUAUAUCUGGGGUUGUUGCUUUCCUCGCCGGAUAUAUUUACCGGGAUAUACAUCUCACACUCUGGGUCGGCUUGGCAGGUACACUGGUAACUGGACUGGCUGUUAUCCCUCCUUGGCCUAUGUACAAUAAGAGCCCUGAGAAAUGGCUCAUUCCGUCGGCCGGGAGAGUUGGUGGCGCACAGGUCAUGGUAGAUGGAACUCAAGUGGCAUGAAGUACAAGCAUGAUUCAGGGGGGAUUGACUCGGAAGAUAUCGAAUCGGACACUAUUUAACUCUACACAACCAAGAAGCCGCAUUUAUCAUCAGAGUAACCACCGCAAAGGUGCGAAAAACAAACCUGAACGC
Messenger RNA from Aspergillus caelatus, 736 nucleotides. RefSeq names its product signal peptidase complex subunit 1. The transcript is spliced from 3 exons. Bases 296 to 604 code for a protein of 102 amino acids. Lineage: Eukaryota; Fungi; Ascomycota; Eurotiomycetes; Eurotiales; Aspergillaceae. Gene Ontology annotation, biological process: protein targeting to ER. Gene Ontology annotation, cellular component: endoplasmic reticulum membrane; signal peptidase complex. The record is from RefSeq and is a predicted model, not a curated record.